AUGGAGACUGAAGUGUCUCUUUUGUUUCAGAUCUACUGCAACUCCAAUUUUCAGAGAGACAAGCCCGAGCUCCUGGAGAAUAUUCGGAAGAAAUGCUACCUGAGAAACACUGCUCUGAGAGCGUCCGGGGCACCGGCUCUAAAGAGAAAGAAGCUGGUAGCUACAAGACACUCCCCACGAAUCCACCAGAGGAAUGCGAAGAAAGAAGCCAACCAAAAGUCCCAGAUGGCAGCUCCCAAUGUUCAGGGACCCAGUGGCACCUGCUCCUGCACAUUCUCUGCUGUCUGUUCCAUGAACAUCAUCUCUGGGCAUCCCCAGGAAAAUUAUCCCGCUCACGAGCCAUAUGGCCCAAGUGGGGAGGGCACCUCCAGGAAUGCCACGUUUGGGCCUCUGGCUACUGCCCCAAUGGAAGGCACAUGGGAAGUGGCUGCCAGCCCCCAGGUUGUCCCAGAUUACGGUUCUGUAAUGUCUUUGUACAACAUCUGCUACUCCAUCGUGCUGGCCACCCUCUCGGUCAUGUCUCCUAAUGAGGCCCCUGAAGAGGAGCCGGAGGGCUCCUCAGAUUACAAGUGUGCACUCUGUGAACGCUUCAAGGACAAUCCAACUCCCUAAACUGAGAGGCCACUGGUGACCGAUAAAAAUUGGUGAUUCCUAAUGAGUAACCCAUUUUCGGUCUUAGUAAAGAGAAAUA
This is a messenger RNA of Lemur catta (Ring-tailed lemur), 691 nucleotides long. RefSeq names its product heat shock transcription factor family, X-linked member 4 (gene HSFX4). Lineage: Eukaryota; Metazoa; Chordata; Mammalia; Primates; Lemuridae. The coding region runs from base 1 to 612 and encodes 203 amino acids. The transcript has a single exon. The record is from RefSeq and is a predicted model, not a curated record.